Messenger RNA from Plasmodium yoelii, 870 nucleotides. RefSeq names its product PIR protein. The transcript has 3 exons. The record is from RefSeq and is a predicted model, not a curated record. NCBI's taxonomy places the organism in Eukaryota, Apicomplexa, Aconoidasida, Haemosporida, Plasmodiidae. Bases 1 to 870 code for a protein of 289 amino acids.
AUGAAUGUCGAAGUGUGUAGAAACUUCCUUUUAGUAAAGACGAAAUUUCCUGAUGAAUUGAGUAAUGGAGAGUAUCAAUUUAAAGAUGAGCAUUUCAAAAAGUAUUGUACUAAUGGUUGUAAUAAUCCUCUUGAAAAAAUUAAUGCUGGCUGUUUAUAUUUUUUUGAUGAAUUCUUUGGGACUUCUUCUGUGUUUCAGUCUGUCGCAAAAAAUAACAUCAAUAUUGUUGAUUACAUUAUCAUAUGGUUAAGUUAUAUGUUAAGCCUCAAGAAAAAUCAAUCAAACGAAAUUCUAAGUUAUUUUUAUAAAAUAUAUAUAAAUGGUGGUAAUAAGUAUAAAACGCCUAUAACUGGUGUUGAUGGUUAUUAUAGUAAUUAUAAUGAUAUUAUAAAUAAAAAAAUAGAUUUGACGAAAGUGGAUAUGAGAAUUAUUUCUAAAUUAUAUGAUGCAUUUAUUACAUUAUGUAAUAUGUAUAGUGAUUAUAAUGAAAACACAUCAAAUUGCACAAAAUGCUCGCAAAAAGCUAUUAAAUUUGUUGAGCAAUAUGAAGAACUCAAGAAAGAUUCUACUAUUACUAAUAAUAAUUCCUACAAUCAACUAUUGUCUACUUUAUUAAAUGAUUAUAAUAAUUUAAAAAAUAUAUGUAGCGAUACUUCAUCCUUUCCACUGAUAGAAAAAGCACAAACUUCUGAAGUUAUAUCAAGUUCGUCGAUAGCAAACAACUUAUUAAUAGUUUUAUCGAUAUUUGGUGCAAUAUCAAUUUUUUUGGGGAUUUCUUAUAAGUAUUCGUUAUUUGGAUUUUGGAAACGAUUUAAAAAACAACAAAUAAGAGAAAAAAUAAAAAAUAUAAAGAAGAAAAUGAAUCAAUAA